AUGUCCAAUUUCUGCUCAAAUCAUGUGACCGUUCAGGAAUUGCACAAGGCGAAAGAGUUCCGAGUCUACGGCUUCACGGUCAUACCGAUCGUCCUCUCAUUGCUGGCAAUGAUCUUGAAUGUCACUUACCUGAUUAUUCAACUGAAGAUAUACCGAAAAGAGGAGGAAAGUGCUCGUAAGAGGUACCUGUUCCUGAUCAGCCGAUCGCUGAGCACUAUCAUGGCACUUGUGCUCCUCUACGUGGUGAUUAUCUGUUGGAAAUUGGGCGAAUUCGCAUAUCCCAGUGCAAUGAUUUUCUUGCUGCUUGGUGGCCUCAACUUUCUUUCUAUUACGGGGACCUAUAUUGCUCUCACACUUCUGCUCUACACAGCCAUUGUCCAUCCGUUUUUCUAUCAGUCAAGUAUAACAAUGAAACACUGCUACAUAUUUAUUGCUUCAAUAUGGGUAUGCUCGACUUUAGCAUCGCUAUGCGUCGGUCUAUGGGGUGCGACUCUGUUCUAUCCAGAGAGUGCUCCAGUCCAUUGCAGCUAUCGUGGAUGUCAAAAACCGCUUGCAGUCAUAAUAGUGAUCGGUCUAUCGAUUUCAUACGCUACGGUACUUGGACUGUAUGCAAUGCUGCUAUUACGCCUUCAUAUGCGUCUUCGUCGAUCUCGCGUGGUAGCUAUUGGAAGUUUCAAG
Molecule: messenger RNA, 678 nt
Organism: Ostertagia ostertagi
Lineage: Eukaryota; Metazoa; Nematoda; Chromadorea; Rhabditida; Trichostrongylidae
Source: the annotation of a GenBank genome assembly